UCCAUCUCCAUCUCCCACCUGAUCGUAGCUCUAUAAAUCCUUGCAGCUGAUCAACAGUCCCUAGAAAUCCAAGACCGUCAAACGCGGAGGCUGUGUGUGAGUGAGUGGAACUGAGACCAUUUAAUUCAAUGGACAUCAUUUAAAAAAAAUGUUUUUGUUUGUUUAUUUAUUAAGGGAAAGCGAUAGACCGUAAUCUGCAGUACAACGCUUUGAAGGUUAAACGUGCCCAUAUCUGGAGAAGUGUCCAGUUCCGAAGUGGUUAUCAGCAUUGAUUUUGUCUUCUAUAUCGUUUCUGGGAUUGUUUCUUGCCGUGAUAGCACGGGGAAGGCACUAGAGGACUAAGCUAUCCGGUGCUAACACAUGCGCCAGCCUUUGGAAGGGAGCUGUCCAGUGCUGAACUUGCAUUUCUCUUACAGCGAAACGCGCCGUUGCAGAACAGCAGCGACCAAGCAAAAAGAGCGAAGCUUUGCGUCUCCGUGUGCUGGUAUUUGAACCACGCCAUAGACAGCCGUUCGUUUGUGAAAUAGACUGCAUCUGCGUUGCAUGAAGAAAGAAAUAAUCCGUACUGGAAGAGUGUUUUGGGGGGCAACGUCAAAAACAUGCCAAGGUCUUUUCUAGUUAAAAAGGUUAAGCUCGAUGAUUUCUCGACUACUGAUCUCGAAAGUUCUUAUGGUAGAUCGAGGACCGACUUCAGUCUCCGGCUUCAUGAAAAAGGAUACAUUAGCGACUACAUCAACCCCUCCGUAUAUGAUGGAGAGAGCGACAGCGCCAUUAAAGUGCCGUCUCCUGAGCCUCUAUAUGACGGUAUGGCCAGUGAUUACGGGGCACCGGACUCGGACCAGCCCGACAGCCCCCAGUCUGAGAUCACAUCUGGUUACAUCAACGGGGACAACGCAGUGAGUGAAGGGUAUGCAGUUGAUGCGUUUUUCAUCACGGACGGAAGGUCACGGAGGAAAGUCAUCAGCAGUUCGAGGACCAUACAGCGCCACACGUGCAACGAGUGCGGAAAAACCUACGCUACGUCUUCCAACCUGAGCCGACACAAGCAGACCCAUCGGAGCCUGGACAGCAAGAUGGCCAAAAAAUGUCCUACGUGUGGGAAGGUGUACGUCUCCAUGCCAGCAAUGGCCAUGCACCUGUUGACCCACGACCUCAAGCACAAGUGUGACAUAUGUGGCAAAGCUUUUAGUCGACCUUGGCUCUUGCAGGGCCAUAUGAGGUCACACACCGGUGAGAAGCCCUUUGGAUGCGCACACUGCGGAAAAGCGUUUGCGGAUCGUUCGAACCUCCGCGCGCACAUGCAGACGCACUCUGCUUUCAAGCACUUCAAGUGCAAACGGUGCAACAAGACAUUCGCACUGAAGUCCUACCUGAACAAGCACUACGAGUCUGCCUGCUUUAAAGGGGCGUUCUCGCCUCUGAGUCCACUUGAAGCAUGACUUCCUUAUUCAGGACUUUAAUUAUCUCCUAGAAACACAACGAUAGCACAAAUUUCUCGACUUUCUUCAAUAAUGAACUAAGGAAAAUUAUCUUCGCAUGAACUUUGAAAAAAAAGGUUAUUUUUUUCUCCAGUUGCAUCUCUAUAAUGCAACUUUAGAACAUAAAUAUAAUAUGUUUUUGCCUAAACUCAGUGAAGACUAUGUCUAUUUGUUUCUCAAAAAGGUAAAACAUUUUCCUGUUACUGGAUAACACUGUACCACUGCAAGUGACUACACAAGUAUUCAACACUGAGGUAAAACAAAUUUAUUUAUUUAUUUAUUUAUUUAUUUAUUUAUUUAUUUAUUUAUUUAUUUAGCUAUUUAGCUAUUUAGUUACUUACUAACGUACUUUUACUUACUUAUUAUUUAGCUUAUUUGCCCAUCCUUUUUUAAGCCAAGUGAAACUUUUAUUUGGACUUCAUAUAUUUUUUCCAACCCCUUAAUCAUUAAUAAGCCAAAGCAUUUGUCGCUUUUUGAAUAAUUAUUCUCUUUUGUGUUACAGCCAUUUUGAAAUUCUUGCAUGCAAAAAAGAGAAAAAAAUCUAUGCCAAUUUUUACAGAGCUUUUAAUUUAGCCAAAAUCUAGAUAAUUUCUAGGGGGCAAUAUUUCUUGGGAGUCUCAUGAGAAACUAGAGCAAUAAUAACUCAAUGCAUGGUACUUUUACAAUUAAACAAUAAUACCAGUUUUAAAAAAUCAGGUAUGGUAAACCCGGUACUCAUAUUAAUCAAACAGAAUAACAACAUCAGGGAAAAUGCCAGAAUAGUGUUAGAAUAUAAUGAUUAGCUAAAAAAGAAUUAAGUAAAAUCCUUCCUUUGGUAUAUGGUUAUGCACUGCCUGCCUCUUAAUGUAGUUUUAGGACAUAGGCUUGUUGUGCUGGAUGUUCAGCUCCAAGCGGUUCAGAACAUUUUUUCCAAAUCUGCGGAUCAUUCACCGGGGAAAAAUAUGGGCACCCCUCCCCCCCCCCCCCCUCCCCCACCCUGUUAUUUAUGGCUGGAUGGAAUGGGACAGAAUGCGGGGUGAGGGGGGGUGGGGAGGGGUGGGGAAUCAUCUUCUGCGGGCCAGACUAUUUGCACUGUUUUCAGACUACUGCACGUGAUUUACCAUUUUAGCCACGUGAAAGUCCCACAGAUUUGUUUUUCAAGCACUUCGUUUUAGAUAUUUCUGACUUUACAGAGUAGCACAAAAAUCACUUAUACAUUCAGGUAGAAGAAACUUAUAUUAGCUCGACCUUUGUUUCUUUUUUGUAUCAGAAAUUGAAAAUGGGGAAAACAAAUAAUAAAAUGAAAAAAAAAAAACUACCAUUGCAAGAAAACUUGUAAAUAAACCCACUGGAAUUUAAGAUUUUUACAAUUGUAAAAAAUUAAAUGACCUUAUUUCCAGAUAUUUCUGGGGAGGGUGAGGCAUCCUGUAGAUUUUUUGAGCCAGUAUUUGAAUGAUGUAAGCACAAUGACGCCAGACAUUUUAUCGCACUUCAUAAUAAAGAAUAAAUAAAUAAAACCCUGCUUCCAGCUCAUUUGUUUCAAUUCAGGCCAAUGUACUGUAGGCCUACACCUUAUUAAAUGCAGAGACGUGGCAGUUUUCAGUAGAAAGCAGGUCCAAACAAGUAAUUAAGAGUGAAAUAGGCAUGCAACUGUUAUGCAAUGCUUAUGCUUUGUAGUUACUGGAACUACUGAGCUACACUUACCCAUCUGCUUGAAUUUCUAAAGUUAUGGGGUUCACUUUGAUCAAAGCAUGCAAUCCAUUUGGGUUUGCUGAUUUGUGAACAACACAAAAAAGAAAGCAAAUAUAAAUGUAAAUCUUGAACAGAUAUUCACUCAGAGCUACAGUAAAACAUGUUGCUGGUCAAACAGGGUUGUCAUUAUCACCAGUUAUUAUAAUACAAACAUAUACAUUAUUACAGAGAUUAUCAUCAACACUUCACCUGGUGGUGUACUUUGGUCACGGGGGAGCAAAUUUGCCAUGUGCAAACUGUGUGUUCAAACAUGUUGAUGAGAAUACAUUGCAUUAUAUUACAUUGCAAUGUUUUCACGGACUCUAUUACCCAGAGCAGCGUACGGAAGUACAAAACAACAUAGUUACCUGUGGCUGCUGUACAAAAGUAGUGUAAAUAUCACCAUGAAUAUCAAGAGCAAUUGUAUGCCUUUGCUGCAUUGACAUUGAUUUAUUAAUGUUGGGCCUCGCAUUUAUGCCUUUCUAUGGAUAAUGGUCGACGCUCAGGGUAAAUAAUAGGUAGAGCCCUGCUUUUUUCAGAUUUUCCAGCCUGCAGUUCAGUUGACAUCCAUUAGGUGUCUCUGUAGCUACUGUAGAUGAAUACAUAACAAGGUAAUUGGCUCUGAUAAACCUAUGAUAAAUUAAAUUAAGAGAGACCAAUCAUAAUGAGUUUGAUGCUAUCCAAAAAUUACUGUGCAAAAGGUAUGCAUUAUGAAGAAAGUUCUGACAAUGGAAGAAACAGCCCUUUAGUUAACAAGUCUUUAUUUUCCAUUUGGUGCACUGUCUGCACAAAGGUCACUGCAAUUUAUUUCAAUCGAACGUCAUGUUUUUUUUCUUUUCACAACACAACAUCAUGAAAGAGGAGCAGUUAAAAUAAUUGAGAUUCGUGAGUUCAAUUUCCAAACAUAAUGCAGUAAAUCACUCUUCUUAGUAUUUUAAUCAUUUGCUUAAAAAUAGCAAUUUGUAAGCCGCAAUGAUGAGUUCUUUAUUGUCACAUUUAAUUAAAAGUGGUUGAAUAAAAUGAAAAAAUUUGUCUGGUGAGAACUCUGAAUUGGUGAGAAUAACUGGUAUCAAUUCGUAUUCAUU
This is a messenger RNA of Anguilla anguilla (European eel), 4273 nucleotides long. Its product is annotated as transcriptional repressor scratch 1-like. Gene Ontology annotation, biological process: regulation of DNA-templated transcription. The transcript has 2 exons. Gene Ontology annotation, molecular function: DNA-binding transcription factor activity, RNA polymerase II-specific; RNA polymerase II cis-regulatory region sequence-specific DNA binding. The coding region runs from base 600 to 1439 and encodes 279 amino acids. The record is from RefSeq and is a predicted model, not a curated record. NCBI's taxonomy places the organism in Eukaryota, Metazoa, Chordata, Actinopteri, Anguilliformes, Anguillidae.